This is a messenger RNA of Cylicostephanus goldi, 288 nucleotides long. NCBI's taxonomy places the organism in Eukaryota, Metazoa, Nematoda, Chromadorea, Rhabditida, Strongylidae. The record is from the annotation of a GenBank genome assembly.
AUGGCCCAAGAGACGAUUGUCCAUUUGGGCAUCCCUGUGGCAAGUUUGGUCCAUGGAAUAAUGGUGGAAGAAUGUACGGAAGAUGGUAUGGGCAUCAUGGAGGAUAUGGUGGCUGGGGACAUCACGGAGGAUACGGAGGAUGGGGACACCACGGAGGAUAUGGUUGGCGGGGACAUGGAUGUGCUGGUCGCUGGUGCAGACAUUGACUGUGUUCGACAGCGCUCGUCGAAAACUCCUCCAAUUGAUUUUGCCAACAUCUAUGACCAGUGCAGAGAUGAUGCGCUGUGA